AUGGGUUUUGGUAGUAAUGUUAACAAAGGCAAACUACCUGCUUAUGACCUCAAUGCUGAACAUGAUGAUGAACAGUUUGGUUCGGAAUGUCCAAUUUGUUUCGAGCCAAUGGUCAAUAAAGAUAAUCAUCGAACCAUUGUUAAGCUUCAAUGUGAUCAUACAUUUCAUCUAGGACGCAAUGGAGCUGAAUUGUGUCCCUAUAUAGAGUAUACUUCUACAUUCCCCAGAUCCAGUGUUGUUGUUGGAGACACUAGCUCAAGGGUCGUCCCUAAUCCAAGCUUGCAUGCGGAUCAACUCCAUCAUCCGUCAAACCCAUCUCAUUUAAUUCCAAUUAGUCCUUUACCGAGUAAUCCAAGGAUUUUCCAGAAUGUCUCAAAUCCAGAGGUGACCAGAGCAAGACAUUACUUUGCUCAUCCAUUUAUUGAUCACAGUUCCAUUGGAUCCGGUACCUCAACGGCUAAUGCUCCGCUGUUUCCGCCUAAUCAAAGCGGUAGUGUAGUAGGAGAUGCUCCAAUUGUUCAGCCUUACCUUGGCGGCAACUUUGCAACUAGUUCCGUAAUGGAUAAUGCUCAACUGGCUUGGCUUUAUCUAGCUGCAAACUUACAGGAUAAUGCUCUACUAGCUAAUCCUACAAUAGCUCGACCUUAUCCGGUAGUUCCACCACUCAUUGGAGGUUUACCUACACCAGCAUGGCCCACCCUUAUGUUCCCAUUUGGUUGGGGACAACUUCCUAGAGGAAUCCCAGAUUUUUGGUCAACCCCAUCUGGUCUAAACCAUCUGAUGUAUGGUGGUGGCGGCAUAAACAACAUGGCAAGCGGAAGUGGUAGCAGUGGAAGAGGAAGCAGCGGUGUUGGAGAAAGCCAUAUUGAUAAUAGUGGUGGAAGUGGUAGAAGCGGCGAAAGUGGAGAAGAUGGUAGCAAUGGUGGUGGCGAAAGCAGUAACAGCAGAGGUGAACAUGGGAGCCAGGGACCAUCCUGA
Molecule: messenger RNA, 978 nt
Organism: Microthlaspi erraticum
Lineage: Eukaryota; Viridiplantae; Streptophyta; Magnoliopsida; Brassicales; Brassicaceae
Source: the annotation of a GenBank genome assembly